GGCGGAGGGAGACGUUGCACCGCCGCGAUUCCGCUGCCCGCCAUCGAGCCCCAUCAGCGGACAUUUAGACACGCACGCCGCCCGGAGAGGGCGACAUUCUUUUGGAGGAGUGGAGGCGACGUGUGUCCGUCCCGUGUCGGUAGCUGCCAUUCGGCCGUCGGGGGGAAGGAGAGAAGGCUCCGCCGACAUCAAACCGCGCGGAGCGAGAGAGAAAAAGGGGGGGGACAGGAGAGACCCCGUGGUGCUGGGCAGAGCGUUAUGGCUCAGACGCUGCAGAUGGCGAUCCCCAACUUUGGCAACAACAUCCUGGAGUGUCUGAACGAGCAGCGGCUGCAGGGCCUCUACUGCGACGUCUCCGUGGUCGUCAAGGGACACGCCUUCAAGGCCCACCGCGCCGUGCUGGCGGCCAGCAGCUCCUACUUCCGGGACCUGUUCAACGCCGGCGGGAAGAGCGGCGUGGUGGAGCUGCCGCCCGCCGUGCAGCCGCAGAGCUUCCAGCAGAUCCUGGCCUUCUGCUACACGGGGCGCCUCAGCAUGAACGUGGGGGACCAGUUCCUCCUCAUGUACACCGCCGGCUUCCUGCAGAUCCAGCAGAUCAUGGAGAAAGGCACCGAGUUCUUCCUGAAGGUGUCGUCUCCCAGCUGUGACUCCCAGGGCCUCCACAGCGAGGAGACCCCGCCCUCCGACCCCCAGAGUCCCGUCGCCCAGACGACGGGGGGCAGCGCAGUCGCCCCGGCCGCGGGGAGGCCCGCCUCCUGCCUGACGCCCCUCCCCCUCGUGUCCAAGGUGAAGUCGGAGCCGACCGCCUCCACCCUGCAGGCGCAGCAGGAGGGCUCCCCGUACUCCGUGGUCUGCACCCCCGUGGCCAAGCGCCUGUGGGAGGGGGGCAACCGGGACAGCGGAGGGGGGUCCGGCGGGGGAGGCGGGCUGAGGAAGGCCGCCCGCUACUCGUCCUCCUCCUCCUCGUGCUCCUCCUCCAACAUCACGGCCCAGGACGCCUCCGGGCGAGGCGGCGCCGCCGCCAUGGCGGCCGGCUGCGGCGCCGCCACCGCGGUGGGAGGAGCCGGACUCAACAGUAACCAUAACAACAACAACAGCGUCGGGACCCCCGAGGGCACGAGCCCGGGGACGCUGAGCAUGUACACCAGCGACUCGCCGCUCAGUUACCACGACGACGAGGAGGAGGAGGACGUGGCGGACGAGAGCGCCGAAGAGCAGUACCGACAGAUCUGCAACAUGUACACCAUGUACAGCAUGCUGAACGCAGGCACGGCAGUGGUUGGCGAGCGGGUGGAGGCCCUGCCGGACUUGGCCCCGGACUCUGGCGGCGGGCGGGGGGGCCGGGGGGCGCGGGCCCGCCAGGAUCUGGCCUCGCUGCCCGCCGAGCUCAUCAGUCAGAUCGGCAACCGCUGCCACCCCAAGAUGUACGAGGAGGGCGACCCGGCGGAGAAGCUGGAGCUGGUGAGCGGCACCUCCGUCUUCAUCUCCCGCGCCCAGCUCAUGAACUGCCACGUCAGCGCCGGCACGCGCCACAAGGUGCUGCUCAGGCGCCUGCUCGCCGCCUUCUUCGACAGACCGGUGGGGACUUGUGUCCCCGUGGGGACCUAA
Messenger RNA from Pungitius pungitius (ninespine stickleback), 1608 nucleotides. It is a transcript of the gene nacc1b, whose product is annotated as nucleus accumbens associated 1, BEN and BTB (POZ) domain containing b. Lineage: Eukaryota; Metazoa; Chordata; Actinopteri; Perciformes; Gasterosteidae. The transcript is spliced from 8 exons. Gene Ontology annotation, biological process: regulation of transcription by RNA polymerase II. The record is from RefSeq and is a predicted model, not a curated record. The coding region runs from base 259 to 1608 and encodes 449 amino acids. Gene Ontology annotation, molecular function: DNA-binding transcription factor activity, RNA polymerase II-specific; protein binding; RNA polymerase II cis-regulatory region sequence-specific DNA binding.